CGAGCGGGUCUGGUCAGCAGAGUCGCGGGGCUCGAUGGGUCUAGAUGUUGGAGCACGAAGGAUGUCCACUUAUACGCAUUAUUAAUCGCAGGUGCGCCAGUUUAUUAAUCCACUGCGUGUGUGAUGUGUUCGCGCCGAUGCGUUGCGAGGUACAAACGCAUGAUGAUGUGCAUACAGUCGCAAGUGUAGGGUGUUCUCUUUCGGAGAGGAUCCACAAUUCUAAGUAAUUCUCCUCCGUAAAAGGAGAAUGCCAGAUUGCUCUCUUCCAUCGUGCAGCCUCCCAAUGUGCGACUUUUGAACGGUUUCUUCUGUGUUAAAUUGUGUAUAUAACGAAUUGAAAGGAAGAGAAGAAAUCUGAAACAGGAAACAUGGAUUUGGAAGAGGAUUCGCUGCAGGAACAUCUGCUGAACGUUUACGAUACUUCCUCGACCAACAGUCAAGUUCUUUACAAACUCCUGCUGGACGCUCUACGAUCCAGGGAUUUUCGUUCCUUCAGAAAUACUGUGGAGCAUAACUUGAGGAAGCAGCCACCCGCUAUAAACGUCAACUAUGUCCAUCCCAAUCAUUCGGAAGAGACGUGUCUUGACAUUGCCAGUAGAAAUGGUCUGACGGAGUUCGUAGAGUUUCUACUGUGUAAUGGAGCGAAUCCUAAUAGAGUGAACGAGGCGCACAAUCGCGCUCCCAUUCAUUUCGCCACCGAAGGCGGACACGUGGACACUCUGGCAGCUCUGUUGGCGGAACCGACGAUAAAUCCGAAUCUCGAGGCGGGACAGCAGACCGCUCUGCACAUUGCGGUAAGGAAGAAGGAUCUCGCAUGUGCCGAUCUGCUGUUGGAAAGAGGCGCCAGCGUCAAUAUUCCCAAUAAUAAAGGCCUGACGGCCCUUCACCUGGCGGCAAUGAAAACACAGCGUGAUAUGGUAGAGCUGAUACUAAACAAGUGCCGACAGUGUCCGGAUCUGGACAGUUACAAGGACUACAAUCAUCAGACAACGCGAGAGGUGCUUCAACAAAAGUUACCGAGAUUGUUGUUGCCGCCCAGAUCCGAAAACCGAGAGACGAACGCGCACGAUCUUAAGUAUUACCUGAUUGCCAAUGAUCAGACGAACUUUUUGAGGAGCCUGGAGUUCGUCAAGACGGAGGUUCUUCACAGUGUGGCCGAAGACUUGCUGGAGAUGGCCGUGCAACGUGAUUUUCAAGAGGUCGUGGUGGGAAUUCUGGAAAAACUGAAGGGGAGUCUCUUCAGCGUGAAGAAAGCUGCGCGCGUGGCUGUUGAACAGGGUAAUCACGCUAUACUUCAGGAAUUGCUGAACGUGGAGCCUGAAGUGGCCAACAAUCUGAUUUUGGAUGCCUGUCUGGAGCUGGGAAUGCCAAGGAAACGAGGAGUCGACGACAGGUCGGAUCGGUUGCAGUGUCUGAGAUUAAUCCUGAAACAGGAAAACGUGGAUGUUCGUUGCACUGACAAUAAAGGCAACACGCCACUGCAUUAUGCGGCUAGGGCAGGUUGUCGCGAAGCGGUGACUCUUCUUCUCGAGCGGGGCAGUUACAUCGGUCACAUGAAUAAGUUCAACGUACCGCCUCUCGCCGACAUCCCGGUGUGUACGUUGUCGCGUUACUUUGACAACUGUCUGCAGACGCGGAAGGAGCGGACGAACGAGUACACUAUCGAGUUCAAUUAUCGCUGCCUGAUGCCGCACGAUGUUCUCGGGGAACACGAUAAGAAUCGUCGGGCAGUUUCCGAGUUGGAAGUGUUCAAGUACAUCGGUUGCAACGGCGCUCUCAAACACUUGCUCAAGCACCCGCUGCUCUCGUCCUUCCUCUUCCUCAAGUGGCAUAGAAUACGGCACAUCUUGUACAUGAAUUUUGCCUUCUACGUGAUCUUCUACUUCUUGUUAAACGCUUACAUUCUCAUGAGCACGACUUAUAACAGUUCUGCGAACAAAAACGAAACGCAGACGGUCAACAGCUCGAAAGACGCUCUCGGGAGUAUUUUGCGAAUCGCCGGGUACCAGAAUAACCUCCUGUGGGCCUUCACCGCCAUGCUGUUUCUGCUCUUCAUCUUCCGGGAGAUCCUCCAGUUCAUCUCCUGUCCUUGGCGCUAUCUGAAGAACUUGGGCAAUUGGCUGGAAGCUGCGUUGAUCGUGCUGACUUUCGCCGUGCUGUGCGGCGCAGGGCCCCAGAUCAGCGCCAUAGUAAUCCUCCUGUCCGCGUGGGAAUUGGUGAUCCUGAUCAGUCAGCAUCCGCGCAUGACCACCGGCAUCGAGAUGUUCCGCACAGUCUCCUUCAAUUUCGCGCGCUUCCUCUUCCCGUACGCGUUCCUCAUCCUCGCGUUCGCCCUGGCCUUUUACACGCUCUUCAAGGACGGCGACGACACGAGCUUCCCCGAUCCCGGUCGCUCGCUCUUCAAGACCUUCAUCAUGCUCACCGGCGAGUUCGACGCGAACGACAUCCCGUUCGUCUCGCAUCCCGUUUGGAGCCACAUCGUAUUCGUGUUGUUCGUCUUCCUCAUCGCCAUCGUGCUGUUCAAUCUGCUGAAUGGUUUGGCGGUCAGCGACACUGCCGAGAUCCUGUGCAAGGCCGAACUGGUCGGACUCAUCUCCAGGAUACGUCUGGUCGCCUACAUCGAGGACGUGGCGGUCGGCAAAACGUGCAGGCAGUGUUUCUGCUGCAGCGAAAAGUCGUCCUCGAUGCGAUGGAAUCCGUUCGGCUUUCUCGCCAGGAGGAUUCUUUUGUUUCCGCAUUACCUGAGAGACGGCAGGAUUAACGUCAAGCCGUACGACUACCUGGACGUGUACAGCAACGACAGACACUGCGAGAGGUACAUUCGCAGCGAGUCCGUGAAUCGUGAUAAACGUUGGUCCACCUUGAAGAUGGAUCCUAAUAUAAUCAAACAGGCUAAACGAAUUAUCUCCGAGAAAAAUCAGUUGUCGGACAACGAGAGGAUAAUAAUCGCGUUGAAUAAACUACAGGAGAAACUGGCGAGGAUGGAAGUCGCUUUGGAUACCGUGAAGCUCGCAGUUGAGAAUAAUAAUGUAGACAAUACGAUGAAAUCUAUGGAGAGUUAAUAAGCGAAUGAUCCAUGUUUUUCCUUAAUUCUGUAUCCUUUAAAAAAAGAAAGAUUUUAUUUUAUGAGUUACUCGCUUUGUGCGGUUUAUUUUCUUUUACAUAACGUUGAACAUUGUAAUACAUUGUUAAGUAUGUCAAAUUUUAUUAUUAAAUUUUAUUACAGAUGUUGACUUACCUAAACUGCGUGUAUAUGUGCCAUUAUUAUAAUCGUAAUCGAGGUAGAACUUAUACCUAAAUAUUACACAAUGCGCAUAUAUAUAUAUAUAUAUAUAUAUAUAUAUAUAUAUAUAUAUAUAUUGUUGCACGUUUUAUAACAAACAUUUUAUCAGUACUUUGCAGAAUUGCUCUUUAAUCAUUUGUACUUUUGUAAGCAAAUUUUUAACAACUUACAAUAUGAGAUUUUUAGCGAUAUUUAUAAUAUGAGAUUAUCAAUUGUUAUUACUUUUAAAUAUAACUCUGAUGACAAAAAGAUACAGUGUAGUUUUUUCUGUGAAAAUUUAUCUUAUCUCCAUCCUGUAUGUGCAAAUAUAAGUGUGUAAAUAAGCGUUGGAAAAUAAAUAUUCUCAAGAUUUACUACUAAAUUAUUGUCGUAGAUCUCUACAUAUUUAUGAAUAAAUCAGUCUGGACGGA
Nylanderia fulva is the source of this 3693-nucleotide messenger RNA. RefSeq names its product transient receptor potential cation channel family member painless (gene pain). Lineage: Eukaryota; Metazoa; Arthropoda; Insecta; Hymenoptera; Formicidae. Gene Ontology annotation, cellular component: membrane; transmembrane transporter complex. Gene Ontology annotation, biological process: monoatomic ion transmembrane transport. The record is from RefSeq and is a predicted model, not a curated record. Gene Ontology annotation, molecular function: protein binding; monoatomic ion channel activity.